GGAAGUGAGAGGCUGGGAUGCCGCUUGGAAUGAAUGUGAUGUGGUUGUGCGCGGCGCUGACAGCGGUGCUCCGUCCGUGUAUGUAUCCUGACACGUGAGCGAGCUGCACGCCUCCCGCUAUGCUUCUCAGAGCUGCUGUGUCGUUACAGGCGCUGCUCUGGAUGCUGAUGCUGUGCUGCUCUACUCCAUCUAAAGCUGCAGAGAAGAACCCGUGUGAUACCUGCAAAAACUUGGUGGACAGGUUCCACAAGGGACUAGAACAGACCUCAAAAAAGAAUUUUGGAGGAGGAAAUACUGCUUGGGAGGAAAAAACACUAUCCAAAUAUGAAUCUAGUGAAAUCCGCCUUGUGGAGAUUAUUGAAAAUCUAUGUGACAGCAGUGACUUUGAGUGCAAUGUCAUGGUAGAAGAACACGAAGAGCAAAUUGAGAAAUGGUGGUUCAAAAUGAAGAAAAAGUAUCCAGAUUUACUGAAAUGGUUUUGCAUAGAAACGAUUGAAGUGUGCUGUCCUCCUGGGACUUAUGGACCUGAAUGCUUAGCUUGUCUAGGUGGAGCAGAACGGCCAUGUCACGGGAAUGGAUUUUGUAGUGGUGACGGUACCAGACGUGGAGAUGGAUUGUGCAGUUGCAAGGCAGAGUAUACUGGGCCAUUUUGCCUUGAAUGUGCAGAUGGAUACUUCAAUUCAGAAAAAAAUGACACUCACUCUGUUUGUACUGCUUGCCACGAAUCCUGUAAAACAUGUGAUGGCCCAUCUAACACAGGCUGCAAAGAAUGUGAGGAAGGAUGGACCAAAGGAGAUGACGGCUGUGUGGAUGUUGAUGAAUGUGCAGCAGAGAACCUUCCAUGUAAAGAGGAUCAGUAUUGUGUGAACACAGAAGGAUCUUUUUCUUGCAUAGGAUGUGAUGAAAGUUGUGCAGGAUGCUCCGGGGAGGGUCCAGAUAAAUGUAAAGACUGUGCGAAUGGAUAUGUGUUAGAAGAGGACAAAUGUACAGAUAUCAACGAGUGUGACAGUUCUGACAAGGUUUGUUUAAGAGACAAUGAGAAUUGUGUGAACACUCAUGGAAGCUAUAAAUGUGUUUGUGCAGAAGGAUUUGAAGACCGAGAUGGAAAAUGUGAGGAGGUCACGAAGACAGAAGAGGAAGAGGAGGCAGAACAGAACACGUCCUCCAAUGCAGUAGAAGAUUCUAUGAAUGUGCACGAAGAUUUAUGACGGACAGCGGCUUAACAUUAAUUUAAGUAUUGUUUUAAGUUAUUGGACUCCAUCUCUACACUCAGCAUACUGUGGAUUACAGGUUCUGUUAACCUGAAAUAAAUGCCCUUUAUCUGGUAUUCAGAUUGGAUUUGCCCUAAAUGUUGUACAUGCCCCUUUUCAAUAAAAGUGAGAUGUGUCUUUUAUUUUGAUAUAAUACUUUCUAAUAAACGUUCAUUCAGU
Messenger RNA from Bufo bufo (common toad), 1430 nucleotides. RefSeq names its product cysteine rich with EGF like domains 2 (gene CRELD2). The transcript has 10 exons. NCBI's taxonomy places the organism in Eukaryota, Metazoa, Chordata, Amphibia, Anura, Bufonidae. The record is from RefSeq and is a predicted model, not a curated record. The coding region runs from base 120 to 1208 and encodes 362 amino acids. Gene Ontology annotation, molecular function: calcium ion binding.